ACAAGAAAACACUGCAGUUCCUCGUUGAACGUCUGUAGAACAGCAUCAGGUGGAGGGAUACCUGUCCCGUCGAAGGAAGUUUCUUUUGUGAAAAUCAGUUGAGACAUUUCAUCGCCUAAUCUUGUUCAGAUUAGAAUCGAGUUGCAGCUGACCGUAUCAGAGAAGAAAAAUGAAGUCGCUCGUGUAUUUUGUUGCUCUUGUGACGCUGUCGUUCGCCCAAUUUCAACCGCAACCCAGUGGUCGGAUUCUGGAAUCACCGAAUCCCGCACUUUGCGCACAGAGAAUCAUCCAUCAACGAUUCAAUGGAAAAGGCUAUUACUUUUCAUGGGCUGAUCCAAGAACGGCCGGGCAGGAAGUGGACUGGCUGUCGGGUAGAAACUUCUGUCGACAACGUUGCAUGGAUCUAGUCUCGUUGGAGACUUAUGCCGAGAACGAGUUCAUCAAGAGCCACAUGGUCCAAAACAAGGUGAAGUACAUCUGGACCUCCGGUCGCCUCUGUGACUUCAAAGGCUGCGACAGGCCAGAUCUGCAACCCCUUUAUAUUAACGGUUGGUUCUGGACCGCCGAGUUGCAAAAGUUAGCGCCCACCAAUGAACGCUCCCAAAAUGACUGGUCCGAGAGCGGCGGUAUCGGCAAGCCGCAGCCAGACAAUCGCGAGGCCAUUCAGGGCGGCGCUCCCGAGAAUUGCUUGGCUAUCCUCAAUCAAUUCUACAAUGAUGGAGUGAACUGGCAUGACGUAGCAUGUCAUCACAAGAAACCAUGGAUCUGUGAAGACAAUGAGUCUCUCCUGAGAUAUGUUCGUUUUACCAAUCCCAACAUUCGCAUAUAAUGGAAGAGGAAUAUCGUAGAAUAAUAGCUUUACUUUUGUUCAAAUGAAUUUAAGCACCUAUAAAAUCAUAAUGUUCAAAUGUGUGUCUACGCCAGAGAAGCGACUGAAUAGCCAUAUAGAACAUCUUAUUUAUUAUUAUUAUAAUGUUAUUAAUAAUAUUUCAUGCUUAUUCAACACUGUAGAGUAUGAAAUAUUUUAUUAAACUUGUAGGCAUUAUUUGAUUCCAGGAAAAAUUAACUAUUUAUAUUCUUAGAUAUAAUCCUAGACAUAGAUGGAAAAUUAUAUUUGAUAGAAUAGAAACUGCAGUUUGCACACA
Nylanderia fulva is the source of this 1145-nucleotide messenger RNA. Its product is annotated as L-selectin. NCBI's taxonomy places the organism in Eukaryota, Metazoa, Arthropoda, Insecta, Hymenoptera, Formicidae. The record is from RefSeq and is a predicted model, not a curated record.